This is a messenger RNA of Durio zibethinus, 1520 nucleotides long. Its product is annotated as adenine phosphoribosyltransferase 4-like. Gene Ontology annotation, molecular function: adenine phosphoribosyltransferase activity. Gene Ontology annotation, biological process: adenine salvage. The record is from RefSeq and is a predicted model, not a curated record. Gene Ontology annotation, cellular component: cytoplasm; cytosol. NCBI's taxonomy places the organism in Eukaryota, Viridiplantae, Streptophyta, Magnoliopsida, Malvales, Malvaceae.
GAAUAAUUAACAUUAGAUGACAAGGACAAAGGAUAUUAAUUAGCCAAAAACCAAAAUUAAGGUAUAUAAUAUAGAAAGGAUUGGGGCUAGGACUUAAGAGAGAUAAACGUCAGGUAACCCUCUUGAGAAGCGCGCGAAACACAAACAACGGGCACCCCUCCGGCGACCUACAACUUAACACUUGAAACCGAGCAAACGACGCAAAGAAACAAGGAGAGGCAUUUUUUUUACAUAUAAAAAAAAGAGAGAGAUCAGUCAGAGAAAAAGAAGUGGAAAAAAAAAAAAAGCCCUGCAAAUAAGGAAGGGGAAAAAGAGAAGGGGGGCCUCGUGAUUCCACUUUUUAUUUUUAACGCUUUUUUUUUACACCAUCACUCGUUCUGUCUCGCUUAUAUCAACGCAAAGAUUUCCCCCUCUCUCUCUCUCUCUUUAUUCCCUUGUGCGUAGAGGCCCUUCCUUGCUCUGUUUCUCCUUGUCAACAAUUAAAUCUCCUUUUCUUAUAAAUACCCACUUUUGUUUUCUUCGUUUAAAGGUUCUGUAUUUGUGUUUGUGUUUGAGGUCAGAAAUAUCAAAGCAAGAAAGAAGGGAGUGAGGAAGACAAGACAAAAGGGAAGUCUUGGCCGCUUUGUUUUGCUUCUCUGUUGCUGUUGUUUCUUUCCUCCUUGCUUACAUGGUAUAAAGAGAGAGAAAUAAGAUAAAUAGAUAGAUUACAUAAAAAAACAAUAGACAAUGUCGGCUUACAGAGACAAAGAUCCCCGUAUCGAUGGCAUCCAAUCCAAGAUUCGUGUUGUCCCAAAUUUCCCAAAACCAGGUAUAAGGUUUCAAGACAUAACUACUCUGUUGCUGGAUCCUAAAGCAUUCAAGGACACAGUGGACUUGUUCGUUGAGAGAUACAAAGGGAAGAACAUUUCAGUUGUUGCAGGUAUAGAAGCUCGGGGUUUUAUUUUUGGUCCUCCCAUUGCGUUGGAAAUUGGAGCAAAGUUUGUUCCUUUAAGAAAACCAAAGAAGUUGCCUGGUAAAGUUAUUUCAGAAGAGUAUGUUCUGGAAUAUGGAAGGGAUUGUCUUGAGAUGCAUGUUGGAGCUGUUGAACCUGGCGAGCGGGCUUUGGUUGUUGAUGACCUGAUAGCAACUGGAGGCACCCUCUGUGCUGCUAUGAAAUUACUGGAACGGGUUGGAGCAGAAGUAGUUGAAUGUGCUUGUGUUAUUGAGUUACCCGAUUUAAAGGGUCGUGAAUGCUUGAAUGGCAAGCCAUUAUAUGUACUCGUGGAGUCCCAUUGAUCCUUGCUGAUGAUACAGUUUGCCUGAAUCGGUGCUAGCAUAAUGAGAUGUACAUUAGAGUGCCAUGGAUAGCUACUUUUCUUCUGGAAUCUACUUCUGUUUUUACCUGAACUCUCUUCAUCAUUACUGAAUUUUGAUAAACCUUGGUGAUUGAGACUGUUGUUUCAACUAGCAGGCACAGAAUCAAUGAAUUCAUGCAAAGGGCUUGAUUCGAAAAAUGCUUGUAGGAUUUUUCUCAUUUUUUA